Molecule: messenger RNA, 510 nt
Organism: Lactuca saligna
Lineage: Eukaryota; Viridiplantae; Streptophyta; Magnoliopsida; Asterales; Asteraceae
Source: the annotation of a GenBank genome assembly
AUGCAAAUAUCUAAGCUUCAAGAUGAUCUCCAAAUGGAAAGAAAAAUAAUGGACGCUCUUGCUAUCAAGACAGAAAAGGUGAAAAUUUUGACAGUCAAACUCGAGAAUGCUGAGAAACAAGUUAAUGAUAUGGUAUUCGAGAAAACAGCUAUGCAAAACUAUACCUUGGACAUUGAUGGCAUGCUUUUGGAUAUCAUUGAGACUUGGGACUCAAUGAUUACAAUCACGGUGAGGAAACAUCUUACUGAGAAACUAAGGCAUGUCUUCGUCAUGCUUCAUCGAUUGGAGGGAAAAGAAGAACUUUUCACUGAAGAACCUAUUAUUAGCCACAGCGAAGACGAAGAGCCUGAUGAAAACGAGCUCAAAAGAAGAAAAGCACGUGAAGCUGAAAUGGAUGAGCAUCAAAGGAUAGUCCGUGAGGAUGAAGCAAAAGAGAAAGCAGAAAUAGAAGCUCGGGUCACACUUGAAAUCCGAAAGCUCUUAUUUACGGAGUUUCGCGACUUACGUUAA